UAUUAUUUCAAAUAAAUUUUAUUCGAUUCAGUUAACCCAUCGGAAUUGUUCUAUGCAAUGUUGUGAGUCGUUUUUUAGCUGCAUGCUCUAAAAUCCACUAUGUUAGUGCAAAAUUGAGAGAGAAAGAGCAAUUGGCUAUAGCGGCAAAUUUGACAUUUUUGCAUUUGUUACCAUAUCUGUCAACACGUGAGAUUUCAUUAAAAUUCCGAAGAAAAUAUAUUUUCAUUGUUCUUAUGUUACUCCUAAGGAAUUGUUCAAAAUAGAUUUGAUUACAUUGUAAUACGUAAUGGCUUCCGAAACAUUUUGCUUGCUUGAAUAUAAGGAUACUGAUAAUUGUUGUGAAGUGAAGCUUGUGCUGCCGCAAAGUUGUGAAAGCUCUAAAUAUAAAAAAAUAGAUAAUGUCUGCAAUUUGGACAUGUACGGCCAUAAACAAUAUAUAUUAAUACAUGUGGAUACACAGCUAUUCAAAGUGGUGGCUCCACGUCUUUUCAACCUCGAGAACCUAACGAAUAUUGUCAUUUACUUCAACACUUUGGAGCAAAAGUUAACCUUCACAUUGCCGUGCUUAAAAGAAACCAUUGUGAAAAUUCGUGGCGUUCAAAUUCAUAAAGUAUUUGAAGACGAUUUUAAUUUACUGAAAUUUAAGUGUUUGACGAAUUUGAUCCAAAUACAAUUUGACAAUUGCACUCAACUGAAGUCACCGGAGUCAAAUUUUUAUUACGGCUUUGCCAGCAUGUACAACAACAAUUUGAAAACUAGCGAAAGUGAUUUAACUGCAGUUAGUUAUGUGCACACACCAUCAUUGGUUAGUCCAAUUAAACGCACUAUCGAUAGAGAAGUUCAAGAAAUGAGUGAUUUCUGCCCCGAUCAGUAUAAAGCCAAUGCAUUUGAAUUAUAUGUUCCAGAAGGACAUCCAGAUCCAAAGCUUCACAAAACUGAUUUCAAUAAAACUCCCUUAUCUAAGGAGGAAACCAUUGCCAUAUGUGAUAUAUACGAAACUCCACUUCCUCUAAUAACAAAUUCCACAGAAGUUGAUUGUGGUUUGAUAAGCAUUUUAUUGGCCAUUUGUUAUGAUGUACGUAUCACUGCAGAUGAUCCAACAUGUGAUAGUGCACGUACCCGCUCUAUCUUAGCUCCAGUAUUAUGCUACUUCGAACCGUUUUAUUCGAUGAAAGAUGUUGUCGUUAGUUUUUUACGCCGCACACUCAUAUAUACAUAUUACAGAAAUUAUGAAUUGAGUCGCAUGUGCCUAAAUGAUGCCGUUGAUGCCAUAACGAAGAAACCAAGUUGGAUAUUAGCACAACUGAUAGUGACACACAAUUUGUUUUUGGAAGACAUAGAUAGUCGCGAUAUAUAUAAUUUAUAUUACAUGCGUCAUUAUAUAAAUUAUUUGAAUGAUAAAAUUAAAACGAAUAACAGUGAUUAUUUCUAUGUUUUAUCAAGAAAUUUGAAAAACGUUGUGGUUGGUUUGUCCAUGAAAAUGUUAGGGCUAGAUUUAAUCGAUUUGGAACUUCAAAUUGUAAAUGAAUUAAUGAAGGAUUUUGAAUUUGGCAGUCGAAAUAAUAGUGAAGAACGAAAUCAAGUGGAAGAACAACAUUUAAGCUUAUCACAUAACAGUAUUACAGAUGAUGAAAUUGAAGAUAACGAUGAUGAUGAUGAAGAUGAUGAUGAUGAUGAUGACGAUGAUGAAGAAGACGAUGAAGACAAUACUUUUACAGACGAUGAGACCGAUAUAGAACAUGAAGUUGCUGAAGAAGAAAUUGAAGAUGAGGCUGAAGGUGAAGCUGAUACUGAAGAUGAUGCUGACGGUGAGGGUGAUGUUGAUGGUGAAGACGAAGAAGACACUGAAGAGGCUGAGGAAGCCGAAGACGAAGACGACGAAAAUGUUGACUCUAUUGUAGAUGUUGAAGAUGAUGAUGAUGAUCUAGGUAUUGAGGAAGAAGAGGAAAGCGAUGAAGAAUAUUUAGACCUUACCGAUUAUGUUAGCAGCACCGACGAUGAUAAUAACAACCCGGACAGUGCUGAAACACACAUAAGAAAUUACCAAGUUAAGGGUUUAACAGAGGCAAAACAAAAAAAAAUGGAUGGCAAUCAAAAAAAUUCAGAUUCUUCAAAUAAUAAGUGAUAAUAGCUAAAUAUACAGGUUCAUAUUUACAAAUAAGGCUGUUAUUGAAAAAUUUCUAAAAUAUUACAAUUAUUUCUAGUAUGUUUUUUUUAUAAAGAAUUGUAUAUAUUGUAUACAUAAAUUUGAAUUAGAGUAUUGGAAUUAUAAUGUUUAGUGAUUAUUUUUUUUUUGUGUUGUUGAACAUCACACCUGAAAAUUCUAUCAAAUUGUGAAAUGCUUCUGUUAUAAGUUUAGUGAAGUAUAUUUUCGAGAUACUU
Teleopsis dalmanni is the source of this 2382-nucleotide messenger RNA. RefSeq names its product protein SHQ1 homolog. Bases 287 to 2125 code for a protein of 612 amino acids. Gene Ontology annotation, cellular component: cytoplasm; nucleoplasm. The transcript is spliced from 5 exons. Gene Ontology annotation, biological process: box H/ACA snoRNP assembly. Lineage: Eukaryota; Metazoa; Arthropoda; Insecta; Diptera; Diopsidae. The record is from RefSeq and is a predicted model, not a curated record.